Adelges cooleyi (spruce gall adelgid) is the source of this 1543-nucleotide messenger RNA. RefSeq names its product Bardet-Biedl syndrome 5 protein homolog (gene BBS5). Gene Ontology annotation, biological process: cilium assembly; intracellular transport. Lineage: Eukaryota; Metazoa; Arthropoda; Insecta; Hemiptera; Adelgidae. Gene Ontology annotation, molecular function: phosphatidylinositol-3-phosphate binding. Gene Ontology annotation, cellular component: BBSome; ciliary basal body. The record is from RefSeq and is a predicted model, not a curated record. The transcript is spliced from 8 exons. Bases 112 to 1275 code for a protein of 387 amino acids.
UUGGCAGUAUAAUUAUAAAAAUUAAAAAACGCAGUUUACCAUUUUCAUCAUAAUCGAUAUUGUAUUAUAAUACAUUAUUGUUGACAUACAUAGCGGUAACAUAGUUUUUAUAUGUUGUUUUCACAACCAAACUCGAAGAUUUCAAGAGUCACCACGGCCGCCAUGAAUCUGUUUGAAGAGUGGGAAGAUCAAGAAAUUCAAUUCGAUUUAAGUAUUAAUAAAGCGUUGAAAAUGAGAAACGGCGAGAAGAUAAUCGACCGACUGGAGUUCAUCGAGGACACCAAAGGCAACGGCGGCGAUAAAGGAGUUUUGGUCAUAACGAACCUGCGGGCUAUAUGGCAUUCAAUGAGCAUUGCCAGGAUAAGCUUGUUAAAACGUCUUGUUCUGAUUGCGCCAACAGCAAUAGGUUACAACUGCAUCCAAGACAUUUCGACAAGAAUCGUCAACUCUAGACUGAAAGGCACCACUGAAGCUAUUUACAUUCAAGCCAAGUACAAUGGACUGAGAUACGAAUUCGUGUUCACCAAUUUGAUACCCGGAAACACGAGGCACUUUACCUCUUUCAUCGGUGUGUACAAGGCUUACAAUACGAGUAGACUGUACAGAGAGUUGAAACUGCGCGGUGCCAUAAUGAGGAACGGCCGGUUGAAGUUAUUGAUGUUGGAAAAAAUGUAUUCGACAAUCAACGGAGUGUGGAAUCUGUCCAGCGAACAAGGUAACCUGGGAGCGUUUAUAAUAACCAACGUGCGGCUGGUGUGGUACGCCGAAAGCAACGAGACGUUCAACUUGUCUCUGCCGUACAUUCACAUAAGUUCGGUGAAAAUCAGAGAGUCCAAGUUCGGCGAAGUUUUGGUAAUCGAGACUUCCGGCCACAGCGGAGGGUUCAUGUUGGGUUUCCGGAUAGAUCCCAAGGACCGGCUUAAAACGGUCACCAAAGAACUUUCGUCCCUGGCUCGCAUUCACAUCCAAGCCCCCGAAUUCGGCGUACACUUUGUUACCGCCGACCAGGCAGAACACGAGCACGAACUACGGGUUGCCACGCCGACGGUUCUGAACUGUUGCGACGAAUUUCAAGAUGAAAACGAUAUUGGCGUGUCGAACACACUGGCUUCGUACAGUGUCAGCAGAUCCGGCAAGGGCGACGGUCCGCCCAAGUACGAUCCGACGCUGGGACUGGCCGUUGAAACGCUGCCGGAAGGUUAUACUCUGUCUUCGCUGUGGGAGGUCAUACCGACCACCAGCAGCGGCGGCGGCGGCGGCGGUGGCUAUGAAUAACAAUUAUGAACAACUGCUACAUCAUGGGUGGACAUUGUCGAAAACAAAUGACCCAUCACACAAUAAGACAAUAUUACUUAGUAAUAUUGAAAUAAUUAUUUUAUAUUAUUUUUUCCAUGUCCACGAUAAGUGUGUAACUAUAUUAUUUUUGGAACUCAUUUGAAAACACCAUUAUUAUUAAUCACUUUGAAUAUUUCCAAUAAUAAAACAUAUGAUAUUAUUAUACGCUAAAAUAUAUCAUAUAUUAUUAUUAUGUAAUAUUUAAAUG